This is a messenger RNA of Xenopus tropicalis (tropical clawed frog), 4738 nucleotides long. RefSeq names its product mucolipin TRP cation channel 3 (gene mcoln3). Gene Ontology annotation, cellular component: endosome membrane; plasma membrane; membrane. The record is from RefSeq and is a predicted model, not a curated record. The transcript is spliced from 14 exons. Gene Ontology annotation, biological process: calcium-mediated signaling; monoatomic cation transmembrane transport. Gene Ontology annotation, molecular function: monoatomic cation channel activity; monoatomic cation transmembrane transporter activity. The coding region runs from base 160 to 1821 and encodes 553 amino acids. Lineage: Eukaryota; Metazoa; Chordata; Amphibia; Anura; Pipidae.
CGUUAAAGCAUUAUUGUAUUGAUAGCCUGUUUCCCCCAGGGCUGCCCUUCUGCAAGAGCUCAUGGAUAACACAUUGAAAUCAGUUGCUCCAUACCUGUAUAGAGCAUGACGUUGAGCUAGCAAGUGUGCAGCAGACUGGCCAGAUAUAUAGCACCAGACAUGGAAAACCCAGAGCUAAUAAAGACAUGCAACUCUUUGGAUGAACAUGAUGGUCCCUACUGCUGCAAGCAGUGCCCUAUGACUGAUGAGCUACUUAUGGAAGACCAGCUACGAAGGAAACUUAAAUUCUUUUUCAUGAACCCAUGUGAGAAGUUCCGUGCCCGUGGACGAAAGCCUUGGAAGCUUUGUAUUCAAAUUUUAAAAAUUGCAAUGGUGACAAUCCAAUUAGUUUUAUUUGGACUCAGUAAUGAAAUGGUAGUCACCUUUAAAGAGGAGAACACUGUAGCUUUUAAGCAUCUGUUUUUGAAAGGAUAUAAGGAUGGACAUGAUGACACAUAUGCUAUCUACAGUCAAGAAGAUGUUCAUGCUCAUAUAAACUUUACAAUUAAAAGGUACCUAGAGCUACAAAACAUAUCUGUUGGAAAUCAUGCAUAUGAAAGUAAUGGUAAAGGUCAAACUGGAAUGUCAUUAUGUCAACAUUACUAUAAACAAGGGAGUAUCUUUCCUGGAAAUGAAACAUUUGAAAUUGACCCACAAAUAGAUACUGAAUGUUUCCAUAUUGAUCCAUCAACUCUGUGUUCUAAUGACACACCUGCAGAAUACUACUGGUCUAAUAUGACACUAGACUUCUAUAGACUUGUUUCAGUUGAAAUUAUGUUUAAGCUUAAAGCAAUUAAUCUUCAAACCAUUCGUCAUCAUGAACUUCCAGACUGCUAUGACUUCAUGGUUAUAAUAACAUUUGAUAAUAAGGCACACAGUGGAAGGAUAAAAAUCAGCUUAGAUAAUGAUGUUGGAAUCCAGGAAUGCAAAGACUGGCAUGUGUCUGGAUCUAUUCAAAAAAAUACUCAUUACAUGAUGAUUUUUGAUGCUGCUGUUAUUUUGGUCUGCUUAUCUUCCAUAACACUCUGCAUUCGCUCCGUGGUUAAAGGAAUUCACCUACAAAAAGAAUAUGUAAACUUUUUCCAGCAUCGUUUUGCAAGGACUGUGUCCUCAGCUGAUCGCAUGGAAUUUGUCAAUGGCUGGUACAUUAUGAUAAUCAUCAGUGAUGUUUUGUCAAUUAUUGGCUCAAUCUUGAAGAUGGAGAUCCAAGCAAAGAGCCUCACCAGUUAUGAUGUCUGCAGUAUUCUCUUGGGAACAUCCACCUUAUUAGUGUGGCUUGGAGUUAUUCGCUACUUGGGAUUUUUUAAGAAAUACAAUCUUCUGAUCCUGACACUUAGGGCAGCCUUACCUAAUGUGAUACGAUUCUGCUGUUGUGCUGCUAUGAUCUACCUGGGCUACUGCUUCUGUGGCUGGAUUGUUCUGGGGCCUUACCAUGUAAAGUUCAGGUCCCUGAACAUGGUUUCAGAGUGCCUGUUCUCCCUUAUUAAUGGAGACGAUAUGUUUACAACGUUUUCAAUCAUGCAGGAGAAGAGCUACUUGGUUUGGCUGUUUAGUCGCAUUUAUUUGUAUUCCUUUAUAAGUCUCUUCAUAUACAUGGUUCUGAGUCUCUUCAUUGCACUUAUUACUGACACAUACGAUACAAUCAAGAAUUACCAGAUCGAUGGCUUUCCAGAAUCAGAACUUCACACAUUUGUAUCCGAGUGCAAAGAUUUGCCAACCUCUGGUCGAUAUAGGGAACAAGACGAGACCUCCUGUUUGUCUAUGCUGUGUUGUAAUCGGUAAAAAAGAAUCCCAGAAGAAGCACUUUAUCCAUGGCCUUUAAAAAUCUGCAAAAAGAAAAAGAUAUUAAAAAAAAUGAUGGCACAUAUUCAUUCAAAUGGUGUCUAGUGCAGCACAGUAGCUUAGAUCUGCAUGCAUACAACCUUAGCCUUCUGUUUGUGUGUGUGCACCCUAUGAAUAUUAGCUACUGCUUCCCUAACAAAGAAUGCUUCAACAUGACUAUGCAGCAGGCACAUUCAGAAAAGAAAUAAUUUCAUCUUUCUACAGACAAAGGAAUGGGGUGAAGAAAACCUUUUAUAUAAAAGAGGGUCAUGAUUAUUUUUUAUACUGCCCUGCUAUCUUAUCUAUAUAAAUGUAGAUACAAAACAUUUGGGCUGUACAUCUGUGCUACAUUAAAAAAUCUCUCUUUCUAAAUUUAAAUUGUUUUCAUCAUAGGAUUCAAGCUGUCUGUGUAGCAGAAAAUGUGACAACAGAGGUUCUUAUACAAAUUACUGUUUUUUUAUUGCUUAAUAAACCGCCACUGCCCCAAGUAGAAAAUGUAAAGGGAUAUUAUUGGCAUUUGCUUUAAUCUUAUGUAAUAUUGCAUGGGCAAAUAUGUGUCUCUUGGCCAGGUCAUCCAGUUCAUUAGCACUUCUUAUUUGCAAAGUUCUGAGAACUUCAUUUAUUGUUUUUUUUACUGUUUUGCUUCCGUUUUCUUAUGUCCUUCAGUUUACUGUUUUAACAAAACAGACUGCUUUGUUGUCAUAUGAGAGGGUUUCUCAGAUAUUUACUGGGAUAUUUUAGGUAAGACUAAAGCUGGACAAACAUAUUAAAAUCUGCAUGUUUGGCAAGGUCACCAAUCAAGCGGCACCUUUUUUUUUUUUUUUUUUAAAUCUGUGUAGAGCUUAAGUUACAUGUCUCUGGAAAAAUGCAGAUGGAUCCAUGUGUAUCAGGAAGUAUACAACCAUAAAUGUGACUAUAACUUUUUGAGAAUUACAAUGUUCUCUUUCACUAAUCCAUGCAUAUUGCUUUCAUGCUAAAAACAACGUGAAUGAGAACUUAAAUGUCCCUUAAAGCAGUACAACUCAGGCUAAAUCUGAGGCUGGAUAUUGGAUCAUUGGCAUUUUCAUGCCGAAGGAGCACCUGUAGGCAGCUAUAGUUGCUAAACAAUAUCAUGAUAAUGGCAUGCCCACAAAAAACACACAUACCAGGCCACAUAAGGUUCAUUUUUAAGCACACAUGUAAAUAUGUAUAGAACAACAUCCCUAAAAAACUAAUAUAUUAAGGUUUAGUCCUAUUUUUUUCUGUUCAUAAAUGUGUGUUAUCAUUUUGUUCAUGUUAAAUAUUAAAUUUAAUUCUUGCCAUGUCAGCCAGAUAUUUUAAUUUGCAGUUAGUCUUUUCUGCCUAAUAUUUGUGUGUGUUUCAUUUAAUUAUUUAAGGUUUAGAACUGCAUAUCAGAAAAUGUAAACUGCUGUCUGGUUACUAGAGUUUAGCAAGCUGACAGCAUUUCUGAAUGGAAGAUGAGUAGUAGAGGGUAUGGAAUCAAAUCUAAGCAGCAGAUAAUAAGAACAACAUUAACAUUUGAGCCACACAGUUCAUUUAUAUUUUGUCAUGCUAGGGUCAGUGACCCUGGCAACCUGCUAGUAUUUUCUGCUGCAGAUUAGAAAGUUACUUAGAAUAUAAUAUAAUAUAAUAUUAUAAUACUAAAAGUUAAAUGAAAUCUACGCUUUGAUUUAAAUUUUUCUUUUUUUUUCUUUUUUGGCACUUUAACAUGUACAUUCCAUUUUAACAUGUAAAGAGGAAAAGUAUUGAGGCAAAUACUAUCAUCUGCGAUACCGUACUGUGUGUGUUACUGUAUGUGUUAUUAACUGUUAAUCUGUUAAACAGAAAAAGAACCUAAUGAUUCUUACAAAAGCUUUACUCAGUUCCCUAACACCUAGAAACCCACCUAAAAUUUCAAUAUUAAGUAUGUGAAUAAUACCCCCAUGCAGUGUUAUAGCAAUGGUACAUGUGGCAGUUUCAGAUGCUUUAAAUGUAGCAAAAAAAAAACACAGCAAUAAAGUGCCGUAAAUAGCCCCCACGGAGUUAUAUACUGCAACUGCCAGCACUUGUCAGGCAAGACAAGUGUAGUCUGUGUCAGGUUCUUUAAUACUGUUUUUAGGCAGCCUAAAGAACCAAAAACAACUCUGUGUGCCCUUAACAACUUUAGAAAUUAACUAGUCUGUUCUGUGUCACUUAUUACAGGGCUUGUGCUGAUCGUAUGUUUUUCCUACUCUUUUAAUCUAGAAAUAUCUAUGGUUUUUGUCAGGCCCGGAUUUGUGGGCUCCAAAGAUGGGGGGGGGUGGGGGGUGGCAUGCCACAUCUGCACUGGGGACUGGACAGGAGAUUUUGACAGCUAUGCAAAUGCAUUGAUUAGUUCCCUUAUAUAUAUAUAUAUAUGCCAGUUAUUAAUAUUAGUUAGGUAAAAUAAGCCCUGAUAAAUCACAUUUAAUACUUACUUGAUAUUUUACAUUUUUUUUAACUGUAGCUUCAGAAUUUUCAGUAAAUAUAGAUCAAGCUGUCUAGUAUUUUCUGCACGAGUGGUGGUUGCAGUUAAGAUUAAAUGGCUCUACCAUUGCUAAAUUGUUAAUGUGUAAAAUUUAUAGAACCGAUUACAUUACAUUACAAAUAAAUAGUUAGGACAUUUUGAAACCUUGAUUUCCCUGUAAUAGUAAGUUUCUAAAAAAUAACUAUAAAUAAAUCCAUUACUGUUUUCAGCCUGGUGACACCUGUGAUAACUGGAAUUUUAAUAAUUUCACAAUUGUUACUAAGUAAAAUAUUAUAAAUGGAAUCUGCAGAGAUUUGCAAUGUAUAUUUUAUGAGUAGUUUUCUGUAUAUGUGAUAAAGAGUUUGUAAAUAAACGAUAAAAAAUAAAGAAAAGGUUUCUACCUUUGUUAAAUAA